This is a messenger RNA of Pezoporus occidentalis (night parrot), 6697 nucleotides long. RefSeq names its product potassium inwardly rectifying channel subfamily J member 12 (gene KCNJ12). Lineage: Eukaryota; Metazoa; Chordata; Aves; Psittaciformes; Psittacidae. Gene Ontology annotation, molecular function: inward rectifier potassium channel activity. Gene Ontology annotation, cellular component: plasma membrane. The coding region runs from base 893 to 2182 and encodes 429 amino acids. Gene Ontology annotation, biological process: regulation of monoatomic ion transmembrane transport; potassium ion import across plasma membrane. The transcript is spliced from 2 exons. The record is from RefSeq and is a predicted model, not a curated record.
GAAAGCAGGGAAGCGGCGAGCUGCAGCGCUCGCUCAGGAUCAGAUAGCAGGGAAACCAAUAGCAGCGAGAAAGGAGGCAGGAAAAAAAACCGGCAGAAGAAAACCAACCCACAUCAACCAACCAACCCACCCACCCUGCACGCUGGGGCUGAACCAGGCAGGUCCCUGCCAACUCCACAGCACGCAGCAAGCAGGGAAGAAGUCCACCCUCCCCGGGCAGGAGCGGAGUUGAGCCCGAGAGGAUAUUUGAUGACACUUUGGCGACGAUGGGUCCCCCAGCAUCUUCCAGAGCCCGUUUGUGGCUGAAGGCUCUGAAAGCGCAGAGGGAGUUUGAAGCGAAAUUCACCUGAGUCUGGAUCUUUUGCUCGCUGGGAUUUAUCUGUUUUUAUUCUUUAUUUCCUCCGGGGGGUGGCAGGGGGAAACCAAACCAAGAAAAACAAACGUGUGGGGUUUAUUUUUUUAUUCAGAAUCUCCCCCUUUUACAUUUUUUUUUUUUUAUUUAAUUUUUGUUUUUCCCUUUUGGAAGAAGAUACGUUUAUUAUUUCCACCCCCCCCCACCGCCCCCCCCACUACCAGUGGUUGGAAUGGAGGGGUUGGGUCUGUGCCUAAGAAGCAGCAGCCGAACGUCGGUCCUGGAAGAAACCCGAGUGGAUCUGGGGUCCCCCGCCAGCUAACUCUCCAGGACCUGCAGCCCCACGGCCGGGGCGGGGGGGCACGGCUGGAUGCAGUGAGAGAGCCUCUCACGGGAUCAGCGUGCUGACGUGGCAGCCAAGACGUGGAAGCUUGGGACUCCUCUUCCACCGCAACAGAACUUGGGGGGUGGGCAGGGGUGGGCCAGGGGGACGCUGGGUGUCACAGGACCCUUCACCUUCACUGUGGGCUUGGCUCAGGGAUGACUGCCGGCAGAGUCAACCCUUACAGCAUCGUGUCCUCCGAGGAAGACGGGCUGAGGUUGACAACCAUGCCAGGCAUCAACGGCUUUGGCAAUGGGAAAAUCCACACCAGGAGGAAAUGCAGGAACAGGUUUGUAAAGAAGAACGGCCAGUGCAACGUGGAGUUCACCAACAUGGACGACAAGCCGCAGAGGUACAUUGCGGACAUGUUUACCACGUGCGUUGACAUCCGCUGGAGGUAUAUGCUCUUGCUCUUUUCCUUGGCGUUUCUAGUGUCCUGGUUGUUGUUUGGGCUGAUUUUCUGGCUCAUUGCACUCAUUCACGGAGACCUGGAAAACCCAGUUGGAGAUGAUACCUUCAAGCCUUGCGUUCUGCAGGUCAAUGGCUUUGUGGCUGCUUUUCUGUUCUCCAUCGAGACCCAAACGACUAUUGGUUAUGGCUUCCGCUGCGUGACGGAGGAGUGCCCGCUCGCCGUCUUCAUGGUGGUGGUUCAGUCCAUCGUGGGGUGUAUAAUUGACUCUUUCAUGAUUGGUGCAAUAAUGGCAAAGAUGGCCAGGCCCAAAAAACGGGCCCAGACUUUGCUUUUCAGCCAUAACGCGGUAGUGGCAAUGAGAGAUGGAAAACUCUGCCUCAUGUGGAGAGUUGGGAACCUCCGGAAAAGCCACAUAGUAGAAGCCCACGUACGAGCUCAGCUAAUUAAGCCCAGGAUCACAGAAGAAGGGGAGUACAUACCCCUUGACCAAAUAGACAUCGACGUGGGGUUUGAUAAAGGCUUGGACCGUAUCUUCUUGGUGUCUCCCAUCACCAUUCUCCACGAGAUCAACGAAGACAGCCCCUUGUUCGGGAUCAGCCGCCAGGACUUGGAGACGGACGACUUUGAGAUCGUGGUCAUUCUGGAAGGCAUGGUGGAAGCCACCGCUAUGACAACGCAAGCUCGGAGCUCCUACCUGGCCAGUGAGAUCCUCUGGGGCCACCGCUUCGAGCCAGUCUUGUUCGAGGAGAAAAACCAGUACAAAGUAGACUAUUCCCACUUCCACAAAACCUACGAGGUCCCGUCCACCCCCCGCUGCAGCGCCAAGGACUUGGUGGAGAACAAAUUCCUGCUGUCCAGCACCAACUCCUUCUGCUACGAGAACGAGCUGGCCUUCAUGAGCCGCGACGAGGAAGAGGAAGACGAUGACAGCCGGGGUUUGGAGGAACUGAGCCCAGACAACAGGCACGAGUUCGACAGGCUGCAAGCCACAAUAGCAUUGGAUCAGCGGUCAUACAGGAGGGAGUCGGAAAUAUGACUCUUGGUCCUUCCAUUGACUUUUCCGAGGGUAUUUUUUUUCCUCCUCUAAUCUCUUCCCCUAAAACCCGCUCCAAUUAUGCAGAACAAUGCAAGUGCCAUAGGAAUGCUUGAGAAAUUAGUAUCGUUCAUAGUGUUCAGUUUCAUCGCAAUAACCACUGAGCGGUCUGCAGGAGGGGACGGCGGCAGGGCCACGGCGCGGCUCCCGCGCCCGGUGCCCGCGGUGGGGCCGGUGGCUCUGGGGGGAUAGAUGGAUAGAUGAUGGAUGGGUGGAUAGAUGAUGGAUGGAGAGUUGGGUGGAUGGAGAGAUUGAUGGAUGAUGGAUGGAUGGAUGGAUGGAUGGAUGGAUGGAUGGAUGGCGAAGGUCAGUGGGGUGCGGGAAGGCGCUCGCCCCAUGUGCCCCCAUGGGGCUUUGCUCUCCUUGCAGGGAAAGCGUUUUCUUGGACCCGAGAUCCAAAAAGAGGAAUUAUCAGGAAACAAAUCUUUCUCUUUUACUUUUUUUUUUCCUUUCAUUUUUAACUGAGCAGCAACAACAGCAACAAAAUUGCUCCUUCCAACAGGCGGUCGGGUUCAGUUGCACAAGAACAACACUUGAAAUACCAUGCAACAUUAACGUACUGCUUUUUAAUUUGGGGAAUAAAAGGGAGGGGAGUGAGAGGUGAGAGAGUUUUUAAUUUUUUCACUGAAACUCUUUGGGAGACUGUUUACCAAAAUAAUAAUAAUAAUAAUAAUAAUAACAAUAAUAAUAAUAAUAUUAAAUCUGAACAAAGUCAUCCGGUAUUUUAUACAAAUGAACUAGGGAAUGAAUAAGCCACCAGGGUCCUUUGAGGGGGUGACUUGCUGGGCAAGAUUUAAGAGCUAGAAGUCAAGACUGCAUCCAAUUUUGGGGUGGUUUGUUUGCCACUGGCAAUGGCUUCAUAGGUAGAAAACAGACGUAAGUGACUGGAGGUCUGUGGAAGCAAAAGCAAGUGGCAUAAUGACUGGCAAAGGGAAGUUCAAACCAGAGAGAGAGAAGCAUUGCAAACACAGCGAUGAGCCAGUUUCAGGAAAUGCUGAUCUUCAGGGUGGAAAUGGGGCGUGCGGCAUCAGCUGCUGAAGCGUUGGGUCUCCCCCAGCAUCUCCGAUGGGGAAUUCAUGAGUUUCGCCGUAACUGGGACAAAACAGUGAAAAGCACAAAAAGGAGAGUGGAAAGCUCUCAAGAUUGGGUAUCCCCCGCCCCCCUUUUCCAACCAAUUUGGUAUUUUCGCCUUUGAAAAACUCAUUUCAAACGUGGAAACCAAUGUGACAGUCAUCUUGGUGGGUUGCACUUCUUCUAGCACAGGAGCUGUCCCUGUGCCAGGCUGGGAUUUAAGAAUUCCCCAUUCACCGGAGAGUCCUGCUUCAGAGGCAGAUGCUUUCCCUAAACCAACUGAGGCCAGACAAAAGCAACCACCCUGUCUAGCACUUCAACCCGUCCCUGCGUCCCAGCCUUGAGGUGGAUUGUGCCUUAGAGAUGCAAACUCAUCCCACACCAAGCCCUCCUCUGCGGUAUCCUGCUUCCCUGCUUGCAUCCCUCCCCGGGGUGAUGCCCCCUUUGCUCUGCCUCUGUGGCAGUGUCCUCAUCCCACUGUCUGCUGUGGUUUAGGCUGGCCUUGGUGGCACGCUGGUUUAGCUUUUGCUAAGGCAAAGCAACCCCAUGCAUGGGAAGCCUUGGCUCCUGCCCUGUUCCCUGCCUUUGCAAGAGGGAAGGAGCUGGAACAGGCAGGUUGCGUUCCCUCCAUCCAGGCUGUGCUGCUCAUUGGUGCUCUGGGAGCCAAAAUCUGGCUCCCUGCUCCCUGUGGCUGUGGGAAAGGCUUUGGUAUCCACAGGCAUCCCACACCCAACCCUGGGUGUGGAGCCCGAUAGCACCCAUCCUUAGGGAUAAGGCGUUGAGAGCCGGGUCCCUGUCAGUGUGACAGGUUCCCGGUGCUUCUCUCCCCAAGGCCCACAUCAGGAAAGCCGUGUCCUGGCAUUACAUCUUGCUGUGGCAUGUCCAAACCUCGGUGGCAAAGGCAAGAUUUGUCCUGUGUCCUCAUCCCCAUCUUGUAAAGGGCUCUGGGGAGCAGCUUCCCCAGUGCCCCCCACUUCCCUGUGUCCCCAAGCAUCGCAUCUCACCAUUCGGCUGCGGGAAAGGGACCGGGAUAUCAUCCCUGCAGUUCCUAACAGCAUCCAUCACCACCACCACCCCACACUGCCCACCAUGGGGCUGCCCUAAAAGCCAGCCACUGGGAGAAAACAUCCCCGGGGCUAGCACUGGGAGCCCCAAAAGCAGGGACACACAGGGAUACGCCAUUGAGCUCUGGCCACAACAUACAUGUUUCUAAGGCAGGGAACGCGGAUGCCAUCCCAUCACCGAUCCCUUUGCUCCUGGGGGGCAUGGUUUUCCCACCUGCUUUUUGCACCAUAGCAUCCAGGGGGUGGGAACGAUGGAAAAGGGGGGGCAGAGAGACUGUGUGUGCUCACUACCUAUUUAUUUUUUUAAGAAGAUGCUUUUAAGUGGUUUAGGUUCUUUUGAAUAAAUACUUAUUAUUAUACAAACAAAAGGUGCACAUCUUGCUGCUGUAGGGUUCUCAGAGGGUUCCUUUCUUUAUAAAUAUAUAUAUAUAUCUCACAGUAAAUAUUUGUAUAAAACAACAGAAGGAAAAAAUAGAGAUGUCUUUAAGUAAAUUAUUGCUUUUAAAGAAACUUCUAUGACUGUACAGUGUUACCUGGGAGAAUAGAAUAAUAUAUACAGAUGUAUUUUUAAACUGCUGCGUAGGAAGAUGUGAACCAGGCCGGGAAGUGCCCAUGGAUGGGGGGUUCGGACCCUUCCCGGCCCCUGUUCACAUACCCCCUUUCCCAUUCCCCACUAGUGAGGAUCUAGCUCUGGCGAGUUGUCAUAUAUAUACUGUAUAGUCCUCGUCCUGGCCAUGGACCACGCUGGUACAUAGUGUAUAAACCUUAUUUUUGCCUACCUGUGAGUGCUCUGAGCUAUUGGUCUUCUUUCUCACCAUCAGGGAGCAUUGGGGCAGCUGCCCAGGGAGGGUUGGAAUCACAUGGGUUGUUAAAGAAUGAAGGAGGGGAGUGGAAAAAGGCCCCCAGGUGGUGUUUGUUUGGCACUUGGGUUCCAAUGAGGGGUUGGAAAGGCACAGGGAUGCUCGCGGGGUGUGGGGUUUAGUGUUGGUCACCCAAGGGAUGGAGCGGGAUCCCGGUGGGAAGGGGAUUAGAGGAAAGCAGGGGGACAUGCUCCCCUUGAACCAGCCAUCAGCCAUGUCCUCCAAGCCGAGGCCGCUGCAUCCAUGGAGUUAACUCCAGCGUUACACUUGAUCCUUGGAGGAUGGCAGGAGGCCGAGAAAGGCAAGAGCCGCUAAUCCUCUUGGCCAGCAUCCCAUAGGGAUUGCCCUCGGCUGGGGCUUGGAGCAGCCUCCAGCACCAGCCAUGGGGACCAGGAGCUGGACCCGCUGCUGCUCCCGCUUGGCUUCACCCCCCCGAAAUACACCAGUGAGAGCAGAAAGCAGCCGCAUCCCUGUGCCCCAAACCCCCUGGAUCGGAAGAGCAUCCUCUGCCCAUGGGAGACCCGGGCAGAAGAUCCCCAGGGCUGGAAGCCGUUGGGAUGAGCCUUAGCUUCUCAUAACGGAAUUUAGUGCACUUAGUCUUCUUUUAGGGCUGGGACAAUCACUUAGUGCUUAACCUUUUGCGAUUCGGUGCCUGCUUGACCUUCAAACCUUUUGUAGGAGAUGAAUCCAGAGCCACCUUUUCUAUCUUUAAUAAGGCAGAACAAAUACGGUUAUUUUUAAACCCUCCUGCUCUUUCCUUUCCUCUCGUGCUGACAACCAAAAGAAUCCCCAGUGUGUUUCCCCUCCAUCUUCCGUUUCUUUCACACUGAAAUGAGUGUAUGGCAGCCGGGUUUGGCAUUCCAGCUGGAUCCUGCUCUCUUAACCACCCCCCCCCCCCCCAAAUUCAGGAAUGCUGCCACGGUGGGGUUGGCACAGGGCAGGAUCUGGCUGUGUUAUGAGCAGGGAGGGGACAUGAGGACAGUGCCCAACCUGAUGCCACCCAUCGCUGAGCACAUCUGUGCUGCUGCCCGCUCCUGGGGCUCCAUCAUCCCCCCCAAAACACCCUGGUGCUCCCACAGGCUUGAUCCCACAGGGUUUGGGGACCGAGACCCAGCGCCAGUUCACACGGGCAGGUUGGCAACUGGGAGCACUGGUUUCCCAGGGGUAAAAGGGCGAGUCGCUGGGGCGACGGUGACGCGCAGCCAUAGAUGAGCUGAUGGAUGCAAUGAAGUAUCUGUACCUUUUCCACCUCUGGUGUUUCUCUGUCUCAUUGCACAUAUAUUUGAGAUAUAUGUGUCAAUGUAUAUAUAUAUUUGUAAAAUGUAUUUCAGAUGACAAAACUGGCCAAUUUUAUGUUAUUUUAAAUAUAUUAUAUAUAUUAUAUAUAAGAGUCUCCAAAAGAUAUAAAUAGACUAGAGAAAAUAAUAUAAAUAUGUAAUAAAUGUAUUUUGAUCUAUUUAAAA